UCAGAGGACAGACUCCACCGAGACAUUGCAGGCGGAUUCAGCAGCAGCAACAACAGUUGCACCGAAAGACGAGGAAUUAUCCUCUUUUCAGCCUUUUUUCUUUCUUUUUGGAGUCCACUUUCUCAAGCCUGCUGUGAGACAUGGCCAACAAUCUCGCUAUAGAGGAGAGAAGGCAGCAGGUCAUGGCACAGGCUCAGAGCAUGACAGACGAGGAGAAGGUCUUCAGGCACAAGGGGAUCCUGUACCCCACUAUCAUGAGCCCGAUAGAAAAUCUGGAGGCCCUUAGGACCCUGGAGGCGCGACAAGAGGAUGUGGUGCUGGUGGCCUACCCAAAGUGUGGAUUUAACUGGAUGGUGGGCGUUCUACGAAAGGUCAUGACAGCAGCUACAGGAAAGACAUUCUUGAUGGCCCCUCCUCAUCUAGAGUUUCUGUCUCCGGAUAUACAAAAGGCGUUAGCACAAGAGGCUUCUCCCAGACUAAUGGCUACUCAUCUGCAUCCUGAUGAGAUGCAUCCCUCAUUCAGAGAGAAGAAAGCAAAGAUCUUGGUGAUGUGGAGGAACCCUAAGGACACGCUGGUCUCGUUCUAUCACUUCAUGAACAAGAACCCAGUGCUGCCCAAUGCGGAGUGGGACAAGUUCUUCUCAGACUUCAUGAGUGGAGAAGUAUUAUAUGGCUCCUACUUUGACCAUGCUGAAGCCUGGGAGAAGCUCUUCAAUGACCCAACUGUGAAGAUGAUCACAUUUGAGGACAUGAAAGAAGACUUGGCUAGGGGCAUCAGAGAAGUCUCGCAGUUCUUUGGCUUCAGCUUAACGGAUGAGCAGAUCCAGACCAUCUCAGGUCAAAGCACGUUCGGUGCCAUGAAGGAGGCUGCCAACAACACCCAUGGCAAAUUCAGCAGUGUCGUAUUCCGUAAAGGUGAGGUGGGCGACUGGAAGAACCACUUCAGUGAGGCCCAGAGCCAACAGAUGGAUGAGGAGUUCAACAAGAGACUAGCAGGAACCAAACUGGGGGCCCUGCUCAAAUACGACACCUACUGCAAGUAGGGAGCUGUUACACGGAUCAAUUCUUAUCUGUGCCUUGGACAGGAUGUCACGUCCAGUCGAAGCACAGAAGUGAACACAAACAAAUUAAGAUGAAUCUCUUUUUGAAUUUCAGUCCCUGUGCAAACCUCAAAUGAAACAACACUAAAAGCUGUGAUGAAAUACAGUACAGUAUGAAUGACCGACUAUACAAUUUCCUGUUGUGUUUGUCAUCAUCAUAUCAAGAGAUAUGGGAUUUAUAGCGGAAGAGUCAAAUAGAAGUGUCCAGUUGGGACAGACUCAGGACACUGUGAUGAAAUCUUCCCUUAUCCGAGAUUUGCCAAGACCUUUUAAAGGAAGUGUGUGUACUGUAACAUUUAAUUCUUGCUUCUGGUAUUGCUUAAAGGUGCUAAUGCAACAGCUAUUGCAAAUGUUGUUUUUUCUCUCUUUCAAAUUUACUUCUCUUUCUUAAUUAUGUUAUAGGUGGUGGUAGUGUAGUGGUUAAGGAGCUGGGCUAGCAUGCAGUAGCCUGAACCCCAAGUUGCUCCGGGGACAUUGUAAUAUUCUAAGAUAGUUGGCAUAUGAGUCACUUUGGACAACAGUGUCUACUAAAUUUAUUUACCCCAUCUAUUAUACCUCACAUGACUGCACAAUAAAAAAAUAUUUUGUAGAUUCUGCAUUUUUUUUACUUUUACAUUAAAAAAGGUUCCCAUUG
Molecule: messenger RNA, 1734 nt
Organism: Sardina pilchardus (European sardine)
Lineage: Eukaryota; Metazoa; Chordata; Actinopteri; Clupeiformes; Clupeidae
Product: sulfotransferase 6B1-like
Exons: 7
Coding region: 141-1043 (300 amino acids)
Biological process (GO): sulfation
Cellular component (GO): cytoplasm
Molecular function (GO): sulfotransferase activity
Source: RefSeq, a predicted model, not a curated record